Molecule: messenger RNA, 3228 nt
Organism: Paraphaeosphaeria sporulosa
Lineage: Eukaryota; Fungi; Ascomycota; Dothideomycetes; Pleosporales; Didymosphaeriaceae
Product: aminopeptidase 2 mitochondrial precursor
Exons: 2
Coding region: 111-3077 (988 amino acids)
Biological process (GO): proteolysis; peptide catabolic process
Cellular component (GO): cytoplasm
Molecular function (GO): metalloaminopeptidase activity; zinc ion binding; peptide binding
Source: RefSeq, a predicted model, not a curated record
GUCGAUGCAUAGGACGGCUUGGCGCGCCUGCCUUUCUCGGACGGAAGAGCUGCAACAUCCUUCACCGACGAAUUGCCAUUGGCGCUUCACCGCAUACCAUCUAGACGUAGAUGGGCUUCCUCAGACAGUAUGGCGCCCUGCAGAGAGCAUCACGGAAUGCCCUGCGGCGGCCAGCGCCUGCGGCUGGGGCGGGUGCGGCUGCGAAUCGAAUACGUUCCAUCACCGCGGCCAGCAGCGGUCGCGUUCCGCUAAGUCGCUCCUUCUUGAGUGUCGCGCGGCCCGCGAACUCCACCUCAUUCUACCCCACCACCUCGACCUCACCACGCCAUUUUGCCGCAGAGUCGACCCUUCGUCGGACCCUCGCCCCUCGCCAAUCCACCACCACACUCCCUAACCAAGUCCGACAUUGCUCCCACCGCCGCAACAUGUGCAGACAGUUCGGCGCAGAUAACGAGGGCUCCGCCAUGGCCGUCAACCAGGCGCGCGAGGUGCUGCCCACCAACGUGAAGCCCCUCCACUACGACCUGACCCUCGAGCCCGACUUCGAGAAGGCCACCUACGAGGGCUCGGUGACCAUUGAUCUUGACGUGGUCGAAAAUUCCACGGAGAUCACACUGAACACCAUCGACCUCAAGAUCCACUCCGCCAAGGUCACAUCUGGUGACCAAGUCGUCUCGAGCUCCCCGGAGCUGACCCACGAUGAAGAGGGCCAGACCACCAAAGUCUCCUUCAAGGAUACCAUAUCAAGCGGGUCAAAGGCCGCCCUCACCCUGACAUUCACGGGCACACUGAAUGAUAACAUGGCGGGUUUCUACCGUUCGUCUUUCAAGGCUGAGGAUGGCUCGAAGACAUGGUUAGCGACCACGCAAAUGGAGCCUACCGAUGCCCGCCGCGCGUUCCCCUGCUUCGACGAGCCGGCGCUGAAGUCUACCUUCACUGUAACGCUUGUCGCCGAAGACAAGAUGACCUGCUUGAGCAACAUGGAUGUUGCUUCGGAGAAGAAGGUGGACUCCCUUGUCGUCAAGGGUGAGAAGCGCAAGGCAGUCACAUUCAACCCGACACCGCUCAUGUCUACAUACCUCCUCGCCUUCAUUGUCGGAGAGCUUAACUACAUUGAGACGAACGACUUCCGCGUACCUGUGCGCGUUUAUGCGCCCAAGGACCGAGACAUCGAGCACGGCCGCUUUUCACUCGACCUUGCGGCCAAGACGCUCGCUUUCUACGAGAAGACCUUCAACAGCCCGUUUCCUCUGCCCAAGAUGGACAUGGUUGCCAUUCCCGACUUCAGUGCGGGUGCCAUGGAGAACUGGGGUCUGAUUACAUACCGUGUCGUCGACGUGCUCAUUGAUGAGAAGAACAGCGGUGCUAGUUUGAAGCAGCGCGUAGCCGAGACUGUGCAGCAUGAGCUUGCACAUCAGUGGUUCGGUAAUCUUGUGACUAUGGACUUCUGGGAUGGCUUGUGGCUGAACGAGGGUUUCGCGACAUGGAUGUCUUGGUACUCGUGCAACGUCUUCUAUCCCGACUGGAAGGUUUGGGAGGGGUACGUUACCGACAAUCUCGCGUCAGCCCUCUCGUUAGACUCGCUUCGCAGUAGCCAUCCAAUCGAAGUCCCAGUCAAGCGCGCAGACGAGAUUAAUCAGAUCUUCGAUGCCAUCUCGUACUCCAAGGGAUCUUGCGUCAUCCGCAUGAUCUCAAAGUACCUUGGCGAGGACGUCUUCAUGGAAGGAAUUCGAAGGUACCUCAAGAAGCACGCCUACGGAAACACCCAGACUGGUGAUCUUUGGGCGGCCUUGAGCGACGCUAGCGGCAAAGAUGUCGAAAAAGUCAUGGACAUCUGGACCAAGCAUGUCGGCUUCCCAGUCGUUACCGUGACCGAAAACUCAGACUCUAUUCAUCUCAAGCAGAACCGUUUCCUGCGCACAGCGGAUGUCAAGCCGGAGGAAGACGAGACCCUAUACCCCAUCUUCCUCGGUCUACGCACCAAGGAGGGUGUCGACCAAGAACUGGCUCUGACCACCCGCGAAGCUGAUUUCAAGGUUAAUGAUCUCGACUUCUUCAAGCUCAACGCCGAUCACACUGGCAUCUACCGCACCUCGUAUAGUCCUGAGCGUCUUCGAAAGCUAGGUCUCGCUGCCAAGGAGGGGCUCCUCACCGUGGAAGACCGUGCCGGUAUGAUUGCCGACGCUGGUGCUUUGGCUACCUCGGGCUACCAGAAGACGUCCGGCAUUCUUUCGCUCCUGGACAGCUUCAAGAGCGAGACCGAGUUUGUCGUGUGGCAGGAGAUCAGCAGCCGUAUUAGCGUACUCCGCUCUGCAUGGCAGUUUGAAGACCAGGCUGUCAAGGAUGCUCUCAAGACCUUCCAGCUCAAGUUGACCCAAGACAAGGCCCACGAACUGGGCUGGACCUUCACCGAGAAGGACGGACAUCUUGAGCAGCAGUUCAAGGCAAUGAUGUUCGGUACUGCUGGUAUUGCGAAGGACGACACCAUUGUCAAGGCCUCGUUCGACAUGUUCGAGAAGUUCAAGAACGGCGAUCGGUCCGCUAUCCACCCCAACCUCCGUGGCAGUGUGUACGCCAUCGUUCUGAGCAACGGCGGUGCGGCAGAAUAUGACGUCGUUAAGUACGAGGCCAUCAAUGCCAAGACGAGUGAUGAGCGUAACACGGCUAUGCGGGCCUUAGGUCGUGCCAAGACUCCUGAGCUCAUACAGCGCACCUUGGACCUGUCCCUGAGUGACGACGUCAAAGCGCAGGACAUCUACCUACCACUCUCUUCUCUGCGUACGCACCCAGAGGGUAUCAAGGCUCUUUGGCAAUGGACCAAGGACAACUGGAAGGAACUCGAGAAGAGGUUGCCGCCCAGCUUGAGCAUGCUCAGCUCUGUUGUGUCUAUCGCGACGUCUAGCUUCACGCGCAAGGAGCACAUCAAGGAGAUUGAGACCUUCUUUGCGGACAAGAGCACCAAGGGCUUUGACAAGGCACUUGCCCAAAGCAUUGACGCCAUUAGCGCGAAGGCAGCUUGGAUUGAGCGCGAUUCUGAUGAUGUGAAGGCGUGGUUGAAGGAGAACAAGUACUUGUAAGUUAGCAAGUGGCGUAGAAAAAGGGCUGUGGAAGUAUGCAAAGUUGCAGGGAGCCAAGCGGGCGGGUGUUGGUGUAUACCCCGAUACCAGCAUAAGACAUCUUGAUAGAUGCGUGUACAAUAGAAAUGCAUAUACUCUUGUAAUCACCUGA